Messenger RNA from Trichophyton rubrum CBS 118892, 947 nucleotides. RefSeq lists its product as uncharacterized. Lineage: Eukaryota; Fungi; Ascomycota; Eurotiomycetes; Onygenales; Arthrodermataceae. Gene Ontology annotation, biological process: maturation of SSU-rRNA. Gene Ontology annotation, cellular component: nucleus; 90S preribosome. The record is from RefSeq and is a predicted model, not a curated record. The transcript is spliced from 3 exons. Bases 12 to 947 code for a protein of 311 amino acids.
GCCGUGAAAAAAUGGCGAAACGAAAGCGCGAUGUAUCGGAAGAGGACGGCUCGUAUAACUGGGGCGAUAAGAAGCUGAGAAUACAGAGGCUACGCCUUGACCAGACGGUCCAACAUGGCGUGGUGCUUCUUCAUCGCGCACUCAAAGUUGCCAGAGGAUUCGAACGGCAGAAGCUAGGUCGGAGAGAAAAGGCCGCAAGACAAGAGAGCGAUAGAAUGCUAUUGAAUCGGCGUUUGAAUGAGGUUGAAGCUUUGAAGGCCUUAGAUUUGCAUAAAACCGCUGAAAGAUACCUUAUAAAACAGAUGGCUAAAACAAAACGAAUUGCCGAAUCACCUGUAUUUAUUCAUUUGAAGCUUGCGGAACGCAUAUCAAACGAGGAAAAGAAGAGUGAUGCUGAAGCUAAUGUUUCUGCCCGGUUGUUCAACUCAAAUCCGAUGUUGUUACGACAAUGUCCUCAAAGUCCAAACAAAAGUCUACUACGGCUACAACAUUCCUCCCCGACACUCAUGGGAGGAUACUGGUCAGGCUCUGAAUCCGAGCCAGAGCAGGAUUACACACCCACCAUCCCUGAACGGAAGAAUAGGAUGGGCCAACAGGCAAGACGAAAACUUUGGGAGAAAAAAUAUGGAAGUAAUGCGAGACAUAUCCAAAAGCAGGCGAAGGAACAAGCCCAAGGCAAGAAUCGGGAUAGUGGAUGGGAUCUACGCCGGGGAGCUACAACGCAGGAAGAUACAAGAGGAAGAUAUGGAAGAAAUAAGAUACGUGGAAGUCAAAGGAAGGAGGCUACUGGAUCAAAUACAGCCCAGGUACAAGCUCUGCCGCCUACUCCGAAACCCACGCCUCUUACCAACGACAGGCCACUUCAUCCUUCAUGGCAGGCGGCAAUUAAACGCAAGGAAUCAAAAACACAAACUUCAUUCCAGGGAAAGAAGGUUGUAUUUGACUAG